AUGCGCACGGCAUCCAACACUUCCUCCAACACCCCGGAUACAGACCAAACCCUCGCCAUCGGCCUCGCCAUCCUGUCAGAGCGCAUCGUACGCGCCGAGCGCGCCGCCAAAGACAAGGCGCCCGCACCGCGCAGCCCCUUUUACAGCCUAGAAGCCCAAGCCGAACUCGUAGAGGACUUUGAUUUCCUAGACCUCCUCGACGAUCUGCUCGAGCGCGGCGGGCCCGGGAAUGCGCUGUCAAGGGCGCAGCUGCCACGGGCAACAUCAUCGACGUCCUCGACGAUUUUUUAG
This is a messenger RNA of Parascedosporium putredinis, 291 nucleotides long. Lineage: Eukaryota; Fungi; Ascomycota; Sordariomycetes; Microascales; Microascaceae. The record is from the annotation of a GenBank genome assembly.